AUGACAGACGUUGAUGCCUAUCGGGAUGCGGAAUACAUCGCUGACGUGUCCGGCAUAUCCUAUGACGAUGCGGAGCCCCCAAGGCCAAGAGGCACGCUCAGCAGCCAAAACGCGCGUGUGAAGAAAGUCAAGUCGACCGCCAAAGUCGCCUUCAUUGAUCGAUUGCUGCGCGAUCUCGACAUAUUAGUUUAUUGUCAAUUAUCCGCACUGUAUUACAUGGAUUGCUCGAUUGUCCUAUUUGCCUUGCGUGCUAUUGUCGAAUUAAUCUUCUUCACGCCAAAAGCACCCCCCUUCGAGCCCACACGCAAUCAGCCGUUUGUCGGGGCCAUCAUCGGCAGCAACCUCAUCUGCAUGCUCUUCCAUGCCUUCCUGAUUCGCCCCGAAGCCGGCGAGGAAACACGCGGCUACCUACAUGGGGGGCUGUUCAUCGAUUUCAUAGGGCAGGCCCCCGUCUCUGUUUACCAGCUUCUAUCGUUCGACGUUUUAAUCCUUCUAAUCGAUCUUAUCAUGCUGGGCUUGAUUAUCGAGCGGGUGAAGACCAACGGAACCCCUUCCUUAGCGCCUACAACACCGAAUACAGAUACAGCCGCAAAUACAACCACAGAUACAAACCCAGACGUGGAGGAGUCCCAGCCACAUGACCAUGACGCCGAAGAGCGUGGCAUUCUACGAGAAGAGGAUGGGGUUGAAACGGUGUCCCCCGCUCAUUAUGGUUCCGAUUCACCACACAGUAGCGGGAUCGACGAAGAGGUUGAAGAAGAGCGCACAACACUCCUGGCCGACCCGGCCGACGCAGAAUCUGGCAGUGGUGCUCGGGGCGAGCACCCGAUGGAUACAUUCGCGGCUGGCGUGGCUGUCAUUGUCAAUGUGAGCUUCCUAGGUACCAUUCGUGAUCAGUGGCGCCAUUCGAAUGCGCAGGCACGGCCGAGGUCGGGCUUUGUACCGUCUCCUGAAACGGCAACGUUCCUUCGGCAGCGCUUCGGUCUCCAGGUUGGGACUAAUGGUCGCAUUGAGCGCGCAAAUGCAACAUGA
Molecule: messenger RNA, 1032 nt
Organism: Penicillium robsamsonii
Lineage: Eukaryota; Fungi; Ascomycota; Eurotiomycetes; Eurotiales; Aspergillaceae
Product: DSC4 family protein
Exons: 2
Coding region: 1-1032 (343 amino acids)
Biological process (GO): SREBP signaling pathway; protein processing
Cellular component (GO): Dsc E3 ubiquitin ligase complex
Source: RefSeq, a predicted model, not a curated record